This is a messenger RNA of Phascolarctos cinereus (koala), 2670 nucleotides long. RefSeq names its product RAB24, member RAS oncogene family (gene RAB24). The record is from RefSeq and is a predicted model, not a curated record. Gene Ontology annotation, molecular function: GTP binding; GTPase activity. Lineage: Eukaryota; Metazoa; Chordata; Mammalia; Diprotodontia; Phascolarctidae.
GAUGGGUCGCCGGGCUCGCGCUCUCCGUCACCGUCCCAAAGCCGCGGUCGCCGCCGCCUCCACCGCCACCACCGUCGCCGCCGCCGCCAUGAGGGGGUGUCCGGCCGCUCGGCACUUCCGGCCGCAGCCCGACCCCCCCCAGGCCCCGCCCCUUCCGCAGAGCGAAUUUCCGGUGUCCCUGUCACGUGAUGCGCGUGGCCUCUCCCCGCCCCACAACUGGCUCCCCGCUGGUUGCUGCUGCGCUGGGGUCUCCGGGCACCGGGACCGGACGGGCCCCGGAGUGGCCGCGGCCGCGGCAGAAGGAGCGGGAGCAUGCGGCCCCGGUGAAGCGUCUCGUACGCCCGCCCGGCACCUCCGCGCCCCGCCCCGCCGCGCCUCGGACCUGCCCGGCUUGGGCCCCGGGAGCAUGAGCGGGCAGCGCGUGGACGUGAAGGUCGUGAUGCUGGGCAAGGAGUACGUGGGCAAGACGAGCCUCGUGGAGAGAUACGUGCACGAUCGCUUCUUGGUGGGGCCCUACCAGAAUACCAUUGGGGCAGCAUUUGUGGCCAAGGUGAUGUCUGUGGGAGACAGGACAGUGACACUAGGCAUUUGGGACACAGCUGGCUCCGAGCGUUAUGAGGCCAUGAGUCGAAUCUAUUAUCGUGGUGCCAAGGCAGCCAUUGUCUGCUAUGAUCUUACUGACAGCAGCAGUUUUGAACGAGCCAAAUUCUGGGUGAAGGAGCUUCAGAGUUUAGAGGAGAGCUGUCAGAUCUACUUGUGUGGCACCAAGAGUGACCUUCUGGAGGAAGAUAGAAGACUGCGCCGGGUUGACUUCCAUGAUGUCCAAGAUUAUGCAGAUGAUAUAAAAGCUCAGCUCUUUGAGACAUCUAGCAAGACAGGCCAGAGUGUAGACGAGCUGUUCCAGAAGGUGGCGGAAGAUUAUGUCAGCGUGGCUGCCUUCCAACUGAUGACAGAGGACAAAGGCGUUGACUUGGGUCAGAAGGGCAACACCUUCUUCUACAGUUGCUGCCAUCACUGAGAGUCACUCUGUCACCUGGAAGGGACCCUGCUGGACCUUUGCCUGCUCUCUGCUGCUCAAGGGGCUGUCUGAGCUACCCAGUUCCAGAGGCAGAAAGGGGUGGGCACACCUCCCGCCUGUGCUGGCCCAGGAUCAGAGGCAGUAGCAGACUGAAAAGGCAAGAAGCCAGUUCUGACUCUGGGCUCUCUGCUAUUUGCUGGGCAGCACUUGUAUCUCUGCACAUAAUUUAAGUGGCUUCUGCCUUGUAAAUAAAGCCCCCCACCCCACCCCACCCCCACCGAUAGUUGGCCCACUUCCUUACUAUUUCAUGGGAAGGGAGGAAUGUGUUAAUGUGGAAAGGAAAAACUAUUUAAGAUUUUUCCUCUCCUUACUUGAGUCUUAGAAUACAGAUUGGGUAGCAGGGUAUCUACUUGUCCCCUGAUGUGACUGGCCCAAUGAAUCUGUAUGGAAAAAUUCCUUUCUCUAGUUUUCUCGUAAGUGAAACAGCAGUGGCUUAGAGGGUUUCUGUCUAUGGUGUGGUAGCUGCUGAUUGAAAGGGCCUCUAGAGUUGGCCUGGUUGGGUUUUGGGGGAUGUAGCUGAUCACCACAGGGUACCCAGGGACAGAAAGGGAUGCCAGUACUCCAGGUUUGGCCAGGCCAGUGGUACCCAUGGAAUGCUGCCACCAAAUACUUGGCCCUGCAGUACUUUCAUUUGAUUUUUAAAGUUAACUGUCUAGAGAUGAGAUGUUUGGGGGGGGGGUCUGUACUCUCAGCAUCUUGUUGUGGUAUCUGUUUUUCUUGUAGGUUUUCAAAGACUGCCCAGUUAGUGCAAGCUUUUUCUAGAGGACAGGCUUUUUUUAUGGGCUUGGUGGUAAAUUCUGUGGCCUAGGAUUAUCUAGAGGGAAAACUGACCCAGAAACAUCCAUAGAUUUUUCUUUGAAGCAACUGGAGAUGAGAACUUGUCAGAUCAUUCAAGUUCUCUUCUCCCUGCAGGGAGAAGGUGCUUAUUAGCAGCUUCAAAAAACUCCUUCCCCCCUUAAACCAGAGUAAAAAGGUGCCCUUAGAUUUGACUCAGUCUGAACUUAGUGAAAGUAUCACAGUUAUAUUAGUUACGGUUAAGUGCCAGUCAUAAAGAGCUGUACACUUCUAGUCUGGGGGGUGUUCAGAUGAAGGUGGGAUAAAGCUCAGUCCCUUAUGCUGAAAAGUCCACAUAUUUAGGGAGAAAUAGAUGGAGCCAGCACAGUAUGUUAUAGGCCCUUUUCAACGAUGAGAGGGGUCACCACUGAGCAGCCACAAAUUCUUAAUCCUGACCUGUAUGUAAGCCUUGGCUGCAAACCUUCAGGAAGUGAGUCCAUACAUGAAUUACCCACUUGGAAAGUACUAUGGGUAUAGCUUCCUUUUUGUAAACCAACUCCUCAAAGUUGACUUCCUCUUCAUUCUUCAAAGUCUGACUCUAUAUCAUCUUAGCUCAGUUUUCUGUGAUCACUAGUUUCCUCUCUCAAUACCAAACACUGUUGUUUGUACCUCUCUGAUGUACUUUUAAAUCUGACAGCAGUUUGGAUUUACCAGUCUAUAUGCUCCAAGAGGGCAGAAAUCAUGUUAUGCAAACUGUCUCCUAGUGCCAAACGUAGUGCUGGACAUAGACCCUCAAUAAAUGCUUAUUAGAUGUCUAA